AUGGCGGCCUACUUCUUCCAUCUCAAGCUAGAGCUGUAUCCUUCGGCACGGUCAUCUGGAGCUUCGCAACCAACGACGACCAACAACAUCUUCCUUCCAGACUCGACCACCGAUAUAUUCAAAUCCGCCUUUCCCGCCCAUCGAACGUCCAAGAACAUCACCCACGACCUCCGACACAAACACUCGCCACGAACUUCGCUGGACGAUAGCGCCGCAGCCAAGAGCCGACCACCUUCAGCUCACGGCAAUGCCCUCCUUUUACCUGAGAGAAACCUCGCGUUGAAAGAGCCUGCUUCGCCCACGAUCCCACCGCACAAAGCUUCGAGCGAAGCUGCUACAAGAGACUGGCGCUACGGGCCUGUCACUGUGGAGAGCAUCGAUAUGGAAGCAAACAAGACUCCGUCGAGCGGUCUACACACCAAAGCCGUCUACGUCCCCUCGGCUCCCAAAGCCACAGAUGUAGGCUGGGGUGUCGUACACCUGUAUAGAGACUCCCAAGAGACGGCAGCUUUGGAACACAGCCUGGCGAAGGAGGACGUCGACUUCGACCCUCAACAAUGCAACACUCUGUGCAUACUCGCCGUACCGUCAUGGAUGAUGCCCUCAGAUCUGCUGGGCUUUGUCGGAGACCAAGCAAGAGAAGACGUUAGUCACUUCAGACUCAUUAGAACUGGUCGUGCCAACAAGUACAUGGUCCUCAUGAAGUUCCGUCAAGCAAAGAAGGCCAGAGAGUGGCAGAAGCUGUGGAAUGGCAAGCUCUUCAGUGCUAUGGAGCCUGAAAAUUGUCAUGUUGUCUUUAUCAAGUCGGUCGAGUUCUUGACGCCAGACUCUGAUAUCUCUGACCCCUCUGCCUUCCCUCAAAACACCCAGGAUCCCUUUACAAAGACAUCUACUACGCUCUCGGCCAAGCCACAUGCCCCACCGACUCCUUCUCUAGUCGAGCUUCCCACAUGUCCAGUGUGUCUCGAGCGUAUGGACGAGACCACCGGUCUCUUGACCAUCCUAUGUCAACAUGUCUUCCACUGUGCUUGCCUCGAAAAGUGGCGUGGAUCUGGUUGCCCUGUGUGCCGUUACACUCAGUCGCCUUCCUUCACCUUUCCAUAUCCGCGGCCAGGCCACAGUGGAGUUGAGGCUGACGUUGAGCCAGCCUGUACUGUUUGCGCGGCUACUACAAAUCUCUGGAUAUGCCUGAUAUGCGGCAACACAGGUUGUGGGCGCUAUGAUUCGGCCCAUGCUUUUGCACACUGGGAAUCCACAAGUCACUGCUAUGCUAUGGACAUCAAUUCUCAGCACGUUUGGGAUUACGCUGGAGAUGGAUACGUCCAUCGCUUGAUACAGAACAAGCCCGACAGUAAGCUGAUCGAUCUGCCUGCUCGACGUCACCCCAAUGCCGCUUUUCGCGCAGAAGCGGAAGACAGCGUGCCACGAGAAAAGAUGGAGAAUAUGGCCAAUGAGUACACAUACCUUUUGACCAGUCAAUUAGACAGUCAGCGUCGCUACUACGAGGAUCAACUGGAGCGUGCUGUGGAUAAAGCUAGCACUGCUUCAGCUAGAGCUGAAAAGGCCUCAAGAGCGGCCACAACACUUGCCAACGAAAUGGCCGCUUUACGUGUCGAGAACAAAGAGCACGCCGCCGCUAUGGCCCGUAUAGAGAAGAGCAUCGAGAAAGCCGCCAACCGCGCUGAUAAAUUCGAGAAGAUGGCUCGCGACAUGUCUUCACAACUACGCGAAGAAAAAAACGAUGAACGAAGGCUUACUUCAACGCAUCCACGCCGCCGAAGCAAAGGCUAA
Aureobasidium pullulans EXF-150 is the source of this 1791-nucleotide messenger RNA. RefSeq names its product zf-UBP-domain-containing protein. Gene Ontology annotation, biological process: Ras protein signal transduction; protein ubiquitination. Gene Ontology annotation, cellular component: cytoplasm. The record is from RefSeq and is a predicted model, not a curated record. Gene Ontology annotation, molecular function: zinc ion binding; ubiquitin protein ligase activity. Lineage: Eukaryota; Fungi; Ascomycota; Dothideomycetes; Dothideales; Saccotheciaceae. The transcript has 2 exons. Bases 1 to 1791 code for a protein of 596 amino acids.